Molecule: messenger RNA, 534 nt
Organism: Pseudonaja textilis
Lineage: Eukaryota; Metazoa; Chordata; Lepidosauria; Squamata; Elapidae
Source: RefSeq, a predicted model, not a curated record
CCCGGGACAUCAAGAUUAUAAAACCAUUGGAAGAUGUUGAAGUGAACGAAAAAGAAAGCGCUUCUUUCCUUUGCGAGAUUUCGCACGACGACGUCCAAACGCAGUGGUUCAGUAACGAAAACAAAAUCCGGGCUGGAGAGAACAUCAAAUUACGUCAAGAAGGGAAAAGUCACACACUGGUUUACCGCAGUGUGGAGUUGCAGGAUUCCGCAGAAAUAAAAUUUGUGGCCGAAACUGCAGAAUCUCAAGCUCAACUUAAAGUCAAAGAACUACCGGUCAAGAUCAUUAAACCCCUACGGGUGAAGAUAGCCAUAGAAAGACACCGAGGUUUUAUGGAAUGCCAAGUUUCUCGUCCAAAUGCCAUCGUUAAGUGGUUCAAGGGAGACCAAGAACUCCAUCCCGGCCAGAAGUAUGAGAUGGUGAGCGAUGGGACCUACCGGAAACUUAUCAUCAAUGAGACCGAGUUUGAGGAUGAGGGGAUUUACACCUGCAAUGCCGUGGAUGAUAAGAGCAGUGCUCAGUUCUACGUAGAAG